ACAACAGAACAUGGCAGCGGCCGUCAGAUGAAUUUCUGUAGUCUAAUCCCUUGGUUUCUCUGUGUAAACUGGUGUUAUUAGAUCAACACAUGGAACACAUUAUUCAGCUUUUUUCAAAAUAGUGAGAAUUUAUUGACAUUAAAGCUUAGUACAAAAUGAACUUCUCCCAGUUUCCAGAUUACCCGGAUUCCUGUAAUAGUUUUUGCAGCAAGUGACGACCAAGAAAGACUUGUGUGUUCGCAUUCGGAUAAUAUACUGCGUGUGUCGUCGUAUAAUUUCAACAUACUUUGUGUGUCAAACACUGAGAAACACAAAACAAUUUCAUUUGAAUUGCAACAAAUCUGUCCCAAUAUUACUGUAACUUGUCAGCAUGGUAAAAGGUUCUCCUAGCAAGAAAUCUCAGAAUGGUGUGGUGAAUGGAAAACAUGCUCAGAAUGCUGAUUCAAAGUGGAAAGAUGAUUUCCACGAAUCAUUUGAAGAAACGCCACUGAUAGCAGCUAUGUACACAUACCUCAGCUAUAUCCUGUUGUUUAUUUUUGGGCACCUCCGAGACAUCUGUUACUAUUAUGGAAUUAAGAAAGAUGAAUCAGGCACAGAGUAUGGAUUACAGGGCUUUGUUCCUUUGUACUCUUCCUGGGGAAAUUUCUUUCUCCGGAACAUGUAUCGUUUGAUUCGAGAUGCAUGGGAUCGACCUAUUACAAGUGUUGCUGGGCCAGAAAUUGACAUUUUGGAGCGGGUCACACAUGAUCACUGGUGGCAUUUUGAAUUUUCUGGCAAACGUUUGCAUGCAUUGAACUUUGGUUCGUACAACUAUCUUGGUUUUGGAGAAAAUAAAGGACCCUGUAUUGACACAGUAGAAGAGAUAACCAAACAGUGUGGAGUGGGUGUUGGAGCAUCACGUCAGGAAUAUGGUUAUAUGGAAAUCCACAAAGAACUGGAUGAAUUAGUAGCAGACUUUCUGGGUCUGGAGGCAGCCAUCACGUUUCCCAUGGGUUUUGCUACAAACUCCAUGAACAUUCCAUGUUUGGUCAGAAAGGGUAGUCUUAUCCUGAGUGAUGCGAUGAAUCAUGCAUCCAUUGUCCUUGGUGCUAAGCUGUCAGGAGCAGUCAUCAAGACAUUCAAGCAUAAUGAUGCUAAAGACUUGGAAAAAAAGCUGAGAGAAAGCAUUAUCCAAGGGCAGCCCAAGUCAAAGAGACCAUGGAAGAAAAUACUGAUUGUUGUGGAAGGAAUUCACAGCAUGGAAGGUUCAAUAUUACCACUUCCGGAGAUUAUUAAACUGAAGAAAAAGUACAAAGCAUACAUUUACCUUGAUGAGGCACACAGCAUUGGUGCCUUGGGGCCCCACGGCAGAGGUGUGACCGAUUACUUUGGAAUCAAUCCUAAAGAAAUCGAUGUCAUGAUGGGAACAUUUACCAAGAGCUUUGCUUCAGCUGGAGGGUAUAUUGCAGGAACGAAGAAACUGAUAAACUACCUCCGAGUGUAUUCUCACAGCUCUAUGUAUUCCUGUGUGAUGUCACCUCCAGUAGCUUCACAGAUUAUCGCCUCUAUGAGAAUAAUAAUGGGGCUAGACGGUACCGAUGAAGGACAGCGCCGAAUUAAGCAACUUCUGAAUAAUGCAAGAUAUUUUAGAAGAGGACUUCAUAAGAUUGGGGUCAUUGUGUAUGGAAACAGAGACUCUCCCGUAGUGCCACUGCUUAUUUAUAGCCCUGGUAAAAUAAUAAAGUUCAGCCGUGAAAGCCUAAAGAGAGGGUUAGCAACCGUUGUCGUCGGUUUUCCGGCAACACCUUUGAUUGAAGGUCGAGCCAGAUUCUGUGUAUCUGCCGCCCACACAAAAGAAAUGAUGGAUGAGGCAUUGAGAAUGAUAGAUGAAGUAGCUGAUGUGGUCCGUAUACGAUACUCCAGGCUGCCCGUCUCACAUUUUUAUACACAUGACAUUCCUAUUUCGAUAUAGUCAUCAUGAACUCUAGAAAAAAACAACAACAACAACAACAACAAAAAAACAUUGUUCUGCUUGGCUGAAACCUAAAACCAUGAAUGAGGUCUUCCUGUGCAGACAAUAAGUUAUUUUCUGUGAUCAUCAAAGGCCCAUAAAUAUUCUGUGUUGCUUUGUACAUUUAUUUUGUUACAGAUUAGGUGUGUAAUUAUGAUUUUAUUUAUAUGCACUAGAGGAGUGUUUUGCAAUCACCUGCUGUUGGCAUGCUUACUUUUAGUGUUGUUAUUUGGAAUCAAAAUAUUCCCUUAUUAACAGUGGCAGAUCAAGGGGGAGUCCAAUGAUCCCCCUUCCCCCUUUUGAAUUGAUGACCAUAAUAUUAACAUAUUUGAUGUGUACAGUUUCAUUUAUUUUUUUAAUGUAAUUAAAGUAUCUGAUGUAAAAAAAACAAUACAAAUUUUUUUUUUUUUUUUUUGAGGAGAUGUGAUCUGAAAAUGUUGAAAGUUCAUUUGAGAAACACCCAAAAAUCAUUUAGGCCUGAUUUCUUAUCAGUGGUUCAAAUAUUAGAGGCUUAAACCUUGAACUGUGUUUAGAUAAACCUGGUUCACAAUGAAUUGUUGAUCACAUCAGAACGGGUUUUAAGAGUAGAACCAUUCAGUUGAACUGCUUUUUGUUUGUUUGUGGAGACCAACACUGAAUCAGUAACAUGACCAAAAUGUGAACCAUGAAUCAUGGUUAAGUCAUCAAUGAGGAAUCAGUCCGUACUGUAGGAAACAGACCUUACUAGGAAUCCGACCAUAUUGUAGGAAUCGGUCCAUACUAUAGGAAUCGGUCUUCACUAUAGGAAUCGGAUCUUACUGUAGGAAUUGGUCCUUACUGUAGGAAUCAGUCCUUACUGUAGGAAUCAGACCUUAGUAUAGGAAUCGUACCUUAUUAUAUGAAUCGGAUCUUACUAUAGUAAUUGGACCUUACUAUAGGAAUUGGACGUAAUUACUAUAGGAAUCGGACCUUACUGUAGGAAUCCGUCCUUACUGUAGGAAUCAGACCGUAGUAUAGGAAUUGUAUCUUACUAUAGGAAUCGGAUCUUACUAUAGUAAUUGGACCUUACUAUAGGAAUUGGACGUAAUUACUAUAGGAAUUGGACCAUACUAUAGCAAUUGGACCAUACUGUAGGAAUCGGUCUUCACUAUAGAAAUCUGAUCUUACUGUAGGAAUCUGACUUUAUUGUAGGAAUCAGUCCUUAUUAUAGAAAUCACACCUUACUAUGGAAAUUGAUCCUUUCUAUAGGAAUAAAACCUUACUAAGGAAUUGGACAUUUCUAUAGGAAUCGGUCCUUACUAUAGGAAUUAGUACUUACAAUAGGAAUUGGACAAAAUUACUAUAGGAAUCAGACUGGUAUAGGAAUCAGGCCUUACUGUAAGAAUCAGACAUAAUUACCAGAGGAAUCGGACGUUACUAUAGAAAUCUGUCCUCACUAUAGGAAUUGGACUUUACUAAAGGAAUCCGACAUUACUAGAGGAAUCCGACAUUACUAUAGAUAUUGGACCAUGUCAAAAAAUCAGGCCUUACUGUAGAUUUCUUCUCAACUUGAUUUGAGACACUGACAGUGUGCUUUGAAAUAGUCUUGGAUGUGCUACUGAAGACCUAACUAGAUCAGUGUAAAGAUUGGCUGUGUGGUUAGGUCGGUUAGAUCCCUUUCUACGUGGUCGUUCUUGAUUGGCCGUGUGGUUAGAUCAGUUAGAUCCCUUUCUACAGGGUAGUUCUGGAUUGGCUGUGUGGUUAGGUCAGUUAGAUCCCUUUCUACAGGGUCGUUCUUGAUUGACCGUGUGAUUAGAUCGGUUAGAUCCCUUUCUACAGGGUCGUUCUUGAUUGGCCAUGUGGUUAGAUCGGUUAGAUCCCUUUCUACAGGGUCGUUCUUGAUUGGCCGUGUGGUUAGAUCAGUUGGAUCCCUUUCUACAGGGUCCUUGAUUGGCCGUGUGGUUAGAUCAGUUGGAUCCCUUUCUACAGGGUCGUUCUUGAUUGGCCGUGUGGUUAGGUCGGUUAGAUCCCUUUCUACAGGGUCGUUCUGGAUUGGCUGUGUGGUUAGGUUGGUUAGAUCCCUUUCUACAGGGUCGUUCUUGGUGUCCGUCCAUCGAGUGUGCUUUUGUAUCACUGUUUGUGACCACAUGUAUAGUUGCCAUGAAACAGACCACGUGUCUAGUUGCCAUGAAACAAACAACUCCUACUGUAGCUGUUAGAAAUAAAUAGUAUAUGGGCAUUGGCAGAUCUUUCUUACAUUCUUCACAGUCACUUUCUCCUUUAUUUUCAAAACUCUUUAGAAAUACGUACACAGUUGAGCUAUUUACUAACAAAUGUGCACAGUUAAGCUAUUUACAAACAGUUAAGCUAUUUACUAACCUUUCCUUUCCUCCAACCGAUUGAUAAAUUUUUGUUUUCUAUGCAACUACUGUAGAAUGUAUUCUGAGUUUAAAACUUGACUCCUCUAAUGAUGCAGAGUACUGAUAUUUUUUUUCUGAGCAGUUUGUUGAUUACCAAGUUUUCCGGUUCUGAGUUAGUGAUUUUGUUUUUUUCUAGAUUGUUUGGUAUAUCGUAGUACAUGUAAUGAAAUAUAUUCAGAUAAUGAAGAGAAAAAAUAUUGGACUGAUUUGUUGUGGAAAUGGCAAAUAACUGAGUAAUAUGUGAUAUGCGAGCAGAUAAAAAAAAAAAAAACUAUAGUUACACUUGUGCCUUUUUUUAGAUGAAGAUUUGUUGAAUCACAGAAAACAAAAAUAUAUUGGUGUGUACAUUAGUGUUGAUAAUAACACUGUAAUGACUGUACAAAUUUUAAGUGUUACUAAUUGUUUUUAUUUGAAAUUUGUUUUCUUAUUUUGAACAGAAAACAAAUAUAUUGUUUUCUUUUCUUCUUUUUUUUUGAUCAGGUGUGUGUAUGUGCGAAUGUGUAUGUGUUAUGAUGUGUUAUAAAAAUGUAUGUUACUUAUUUGUUUAAUUUGUAUAUGUAUUUUUGCUAGUGCUAGGCUUUUAGAUUUGCACGAAGCUAGGAAGGCUUUUAGUUGAUGCAUGAAGUUAUUCGACUUGAGCUUUAAAUCCCGUGGAACACUUAGCAUAGGUGAUUUCAUUUCCCUACAUGUGACAGGAUUGGUCAUGGGCAUUCAGUCAGCAACACCUACAGUUCAGCAGUAAUCACUUCAGUGUUAAAAAUACAUUAUAAAAAUGAAUACUUGAAUAUGCAUUUUGUUUUUAAACAAUUACUUUGCAGUUUAUGUGUAUUAACAGGGGUUUUUUUUGGUGGGGGGAAGGAGUUCAGUGAUUUAAAAAAAGAAAAGAAAAAAAGGCAUUUUUGUUGUCACAAUUUUACGAUUUUCAGUGUUUGUCAUUUAUUAAUAUGACGCUUAGCAUGACUGCACAAAUAUCAGGGUUUUGCAUCAAAUAUGUGAUACAUGUACAAGUCCAAUUUCAUUAUAUCCAGCUUCUUAUCUGGAAUAACCCAUAUCUCAGUGCGUUCUUCUUAUUCUCACUCAGUAUUGAGAUAGGUGUGUGUGGGGUGGGGUUUUUUUUUCUCCAUUUUCUUUUUUUUCCCCCAAGUACAAGUUAAAUAAAGUUUGAGAUAAUUUUUCCUAAUCAUGAUUUAAGCACUGAAUGAAGACACUGGGAUGAAGUUACAAAGCCUGUUUUUCAUAAAUGCAUGUGUGUAAGCAUUGUACUUGUAUGUAGUGAAAUGCGUAUAAGGCAUAAACAGGCUUUGUAAAUUUGUCCCACCAUUUGUAUAUCUGUUUCUGGUAAUUGUUCCAUAUCUGACAAAGGCACUUAAAUAUUGUUUGUAAUAAAGUAACUUAGACUACAUGUGUUUGUUUAGGGCAGUAUAUAUUCUGCUGACUAAUCUACUUUGUGUUCGACUGAAUACAGGUUUAAGACCUUUGUCAACACAAUUUAACUUCGGUUAAUGUAAAAAGCAUUUUUAAGGUUGUACAUACUUUUGUUUUGCUUUGUGUCAUUCAUAUCAUUAGUCAUAUACCAAAUAUGAAAAUUAUAAGUCCCAGAAAAUCAUAACAAGAUAUAUUUUUGUGUUUUUUUGUUAGUUGAUAUUUCAGUCAGUUAUCCUAAAAUGGACAUUAAAACUGCAGUUUUAGCUGAAAAGUAAACUUUGAAAUAUGAACUAAAAGCCGCUCUCUCUUUAAUACAACAAAACUAGUAUUUCAGGAUCAAAACAGCAAAUAUUGCUGUAGUAUUUGUAUCCUAUAGUUACCCUUUGUAUUGGCAGAAUAUAAUAAACUCAGUAAAGUAAAUUAAUAUCCUGUCUGUAUUCUAAACCUGGUUAAACUUAUUUAUCUUUGUCUAAAGUAAAUUAAUAUCCUGUGUAUUCUAAACCUGGUUAAACUCAUUUAUCUUUGUCUAAAGUAAAUUAAUAUCCUGUGUAUUCUAAACCUGGUAAAACUCAUUUAUCUUUGUCUAAAGUAAAUUAAUAUCCUGUCUGUAUUUUAAACCUGGUAAAACUCAUUUAUCUUUGUCUAAAGUAAAUUAAUAUCCUGUCUGUAGUCUAAACCUGGUAAAACUCAUUUAUCUUUGUCUAAAGUAAAUUAAUAUCCUGUCUGUAAUCUAAACCUGGUUAAAAUCAUUUAUCUUUGUCUAAAGUAAAUUAAUAUCCUGUGUAAUCUAAACCUGGUUAAAAUCAUUUAUCUUUGUCUAAAGUAAAUUAAUAUCCUGUCUGUAUUCUAAACCUGGUAAAAAUCAUUUAUUUUUGUCUCGACUUUAAAUUGUUAGUUUUAUCACACUAUACAACUUUGUGACUUACAAAUAUACAACAACAUGUUUGUCAUGAUUUCUUAAAGUUACAGAUCCUACAACAUAUUUUUCACUGUUAGGGUCAUUUUGAUAAUUAAAAUUGGACAUUGCUUAGAUUUUAUUGUUUAGAGUAACCACAGUUGUACAUUCGAAGUGUUUCGGGUAAUUCUGGCGUUUCAUAUUUUACAAAAUGCAUGUACAGUUAUGGAGAUGGGCUGUGCUACAGAUUUGUAGAUUAUCCAAACUUUGGGUCCAAUAUGUAUGGGUUGAAACUAGGGUCUGCAGCUUUAAAUACAGUCUAAAAGAAAUUAAACAAGAAUCUCAAGGUCAUAGAUCUUUGACACAUUAACAAUAAAAUCACCCUGAAAGAAAAGAGAAAAAAAGAAGACUUGGUGCAUUAUACAUGCUGAUGUUCGGGUGUCCUGUCUUAAGAAACAAAUGACCUAGAAACUAAAUGGCUUAUUUUAAUAGCAUACUUCUCUGAGUUACUUAAAUUGAUAAAGUGAAAUACUCUAAUCAGAAAAAUAUGCUAAGAAAAAUUAAGUACCUGCCUGUGAAUAGCAGAUAAACCCCCUCCCCAAAAGUAUUCAGUUGCAGAACCUAAACAAACAAAAAAAAGCUUUCCUUUCUGAGACUGUCUUGAAAUUCUUGACCUAGUUAUGUUAGAGGUUGAUAUUUAAAAGAAUAAAAAAUGUGAUGAUUAAAAUAAAAUUAUCCAAUUUUGUCUAAUCUUCAACUGUAAUAGUGGAACAUGAAUUAGAGGUCUUACUUUUUCAAUGGUGUCAACGUUUUGCAUUUAGCUAAAGUGCUAGGCCAACCAAACUUAAUACAUGCCGUGGAAAAUAGAACACCACUAGUCAUUUGUGCAUAUAUGUCAAGGUUGUGUGACAAAUAUGUCACAGGUGAGACUCAUUGCACCACAGUACACUUGUUUAUUAUUAUCAAUGUGUAUGCGUAUUGCUAUGAUGAUGUUACGUAACUAUGUGACUGUGUAAAUAUUGUAUGUAUUUCUUCAUAGUUCAUGUUUGUAGAAAAAGAUGAGUGAAUAUUUAAUUUUUAUUCAGUCGUCAAUAGUUACUAAGGCUCAAAUCCCACAUGGCCAUGGAGUCUUUUCUUCUUUUUUAAGCAAUUAAUCUUCGUAUCUGCUAGGUUUUUUUUCCUCCCUCUUUGUUUUUCUUUAUUAUUCCUUUGUAACUGUAUGUUCGACAUAGCUCAUGUAUUGCAUACUGAUAGGGGCCCUGGUGAACUAUUAUACAAAGUUUAUUGUACAUAAAUGAUGCUUUACCUUUGGAGUGAACGGUCAGUCUAGUUUAAACUUCAAUGAUGUGAUCUCAGGUAUGGGCCAUACAAUUACAUGUACAUGUAUGUUUAAACAAUAUUGGUUAUAUCAUUGAUUAAUCAAAAUGAACAUUGAAGAUUGUGGUGGAUUAUUUAAACAUUACACUAAAUUUUCAUGUGCUGCAUACUUUAAUUUAAAUGUGUGCUAUCCUCACACCAUAAUAGUGAAUAUGCAAAUCAUUACCCAGACACGAGAACUGUACAACAUACCGUAUAUGAAAUGGGUUACAAAGUCAAAUUUUGUACAGAACACAGAUAAGUGAUAACAACAUUUAUUCUGCUUUUUAAAAAGGUUUAUUAAUUAUUUUUUUUAUAAUAAUGGUGUCUUAAUAAAAAUGCAGUAACCUUUCAGAGUGUGGUAUACAAAUGUCAUAAUUUUCCAUACAUUUGUUUGUGUCAGAAUGACACAGCUACAUUAAUUUUAGCUGACAUGGAUGAAAACCAAUUGUAAAUACAAUGUUAAUGACUUAAAACGUUAAACAAUAUAGCCGAAUGAGCCUCAAGUACACCACGGUUUAAGCAUAGCAGAGUGCACUGCUGCAGCUAGAAAUAUCAGUAUUGUCUCACAUAACAAAAUUGAAAAUGGUAGAUUUAUUUUCACAUCUAAGAGCCAUAAACCAAUGGCUUUUGUAUAGUUGUCUCCCAUUUUCUACUAUUAUUAUUACUUUUUUAAAUUUGUUUUGAUGUUAUAUCUUAAGUACUUUUUAUUUGGCAGAUGGGCCAGUUAUACAUAUAUAUGGAACUUGAGAAUAUGGUAAAAGGGAACCAAAAGUAGACCAUUGACCUACUUUGCACAGACUGCAAAAUUUGUAUCUAGGCUAAUUUUCACCACUACAGGUUGAAAAAUUCAGGUGGUUUUUUGGUGUGUUUUUUUUUGGGGGGGGGGGGGGGGUAGUACAGACCCGUAUAGGUGGGGGUUUUUUUUAUCAUGUGUUAAUAUAAAUUGGUGAGUUACUGCAGAAUGGUAGGUAGGCAAAAAUAUUUUGCAUAACUUCUUUUACUGGGAGAUUUUGUUGAUUCCCCGAUGUUUAUAAAUAAAUAAAUAACAUAAAAAAAAGAGUUACAUGUGUGAUUUCUUUUUUUCCAUGUUUAUCUUUGAAUUCUAUUACAGUGUUUCUUCUCUGGACAAGGGUCAUCCAUAAAAUAAAUACAGAAGAAAAAAAAUAUAUGACCACAACCAACCAAUCAAAAUUAAUCUUUUGUACAUUUCUAUUGUUUCUCCCAGCACUAUGCAUGAUUGUGCAUUGUCAAUAUGUGUGGUUUGUUAUGACCUUUAAAUUUCUGCCUUUUUAGACUUUUCACCUUUGACGCACAUGUACAUGUUGUAAGAUUCUUUUGUCUUAUGUACGUGCACUGUGUGAUUUUUGUGGUCUCGUCCUUUGGGAAGUGUUAAAGUUGACAAGUCUGCCUAUUAAUGUCAGUAACGAUUGCUUGUUUUGUUUGUGUCAACCAGCUGUGUUGUUUAUCACCUAGGCUUGUUUUUAGGUUAGUUUGGUUUUUGAUUGAAGGGGAAUCACUGUGACCAACUUGUGGUGAGUUAAUAUUUUCUACCUACUAAUUAAUCUCAAUUUUUGUCCAUUAUGGCUUGUGCGUUUUUUAAUUGUUAUUGUUUUAGAUGCUUUUUUUUAAUAUAUAUAAAUAAAUGCAGUUAUAUAUUUUAAUAAUCAUACUGUUAAUAAGUUGAUAUAGUAGAUAUUCUUUAAAAAAGCUUUUGUGAGAAUUUAGUUUGUCUCAUUGCCAUGAUUGUUUGUGAAGACUUAAGCUUCUAGUUUAAUGGAUGGCCAAUGUAUCUAAUCCCAUUUUUUAUUAAAUUAAAUAAUUAAAUUUCUGUUACAUUCAUUACAAUAUAAUGUCAUCUCAAUGGUCCAGAUGUAGCAACGGGAGUUUGUUCAUUUCUCGAUGAACGCAAAAGUUAUGUUGUCAGGGAACAUCGUAUCUGAAGACAUCAUUUUAUAUGGGCAAGUUGUCUUAUUGAGAGUUAUUGUUUAUGGACCAAAAAUAAUUCAAAAUAAAGUGUGAGCUUUAGUGUUGUUAUUAACUGAUGUGAGAACGGCCUUCGCCCAUUCAGUUUGCGGAUGGUAUUUUUGUUCAUGCCCUGAUGAACGUAAAAGAAAUAACAGACAAUCCUUAAUUGGUUACUGAAGAAUAUGUCUAUGAAACAUGUAGAAUUUAAGGUGAUUAUAAAAUCACUACCUGAUGUAUUUUGCAGAUAUAUGGAUAGUUUUUAAAUUGAUAUGUUGCAUCUUUUAGGAUGGCAUAUCCUAUUCAGUCACAUUCAAUUUAACGUGAGGCACAAAGACAAUCUUGUGUUUGACCUCAUUAUGACAGGUGUAGAUUAUGUCAUUGGUCUACUUUGUAUACAUUUAAACAAAAUUGGUAACUCACCCAGACAAGUCAGUGAUAACUAUGCAUGUAGUUUUGGUGGUGACCUAUUUUCCUAGUAAGGUUUGACAGUUGGUAUUACAUGAUCCUGAAUUCAUACAUGAGAUUAGCACGAUUACUUUGUACAGGCAGCUUGGUGCCCAUCACUUAUUAUUUAUUAAUAUGAUUAUAAUCAGUGUUUUUUGUACAUUUGAAACAUGCAGACAAUUAAUUUUGUUUUCAUUUGUUUUAUACUUGAUUUAUACAUCUUUGCCAAUAGUACACAUCUGUUUAUUUACAAUAUUUGACAGGUUUUUUUUUUUUUUUGGUUUUUUCUUUUUUUUUCUUUUUUUUUAAAUUCAGUUGUGAUAAUGGCAUAAUUUGAAUGUUGAUUUAUUGAAAUGUUUUGCAGAAAAAUGUUAUAUCAUUAACUUUAGUUUGUCCCUACAUCUACUGCACUUACAAAAUAAAAUAAACUCUUAUUGACACUUACUUGAUUGCUUUUUUAAAAUGUGUUCAUUGACCAUCCAAAAUGAAAUUAAUAACUUGUCACUUUCAUAUUUGCACAAAUAGAGAUUUUGGCAUGGAUUUUAAAAGUACCAGUGUAUUAUAAGAAUAAAUUGAGAAAUAAAUGAUGUUUGCUAAA
This is a messenger RNA of Gigantopelta aegis, 11054 nucleotides long. RefSeq names its product serine palmitoyltransferase 2-like. Bases 371 to 1951 code for a protein of 526 amino acids. Gene Ontology annotation, molecular function: pyridoxal phosphate binding; serine C-palmitoyltransferase activity. The record is from RefSeq and is a predicted model, not a curated record. Gene Ontology annotation, cellular component: serine palmitoyltransferase complex. NCBI's taxonomy places the organism in Eukaryota, Metazoa, Mollusca, Gastropoda, Neomphalida, Peltospiridae. Gene Ontology annotation, biological process: ceramide biosynthetic process; sphingosine biosynthetic process. The transcript is spliced from 14 exons.